Haemonchus placei is the source of this 882-nucleotide messenger RNA. Lineage: Eukaryota; Metazoa; Nematoda; Chromadorea; Rhabditida; Trichostrongylidae. The record is from the annotation of a GenBank genome assembly.
AUGGCCAACGAAGACGUACCUCAACAGUACUGGAACAGCUUACUAGCACUCACUACGAAGGCAAGCGCCGAAUCGGAGAAGCGUGAUGUUACACCUAGACCAAUGAGCGAUGAGGAUCUGGUUAAAGAAGCCGAUCCAGGUCGUCAAAUGGAUGCAAUUUUGCAAAGCCUGCACUCUUAUGCGUCAAGCCCAGCUGAUCUCAACGAAACUGAUCUCGGAAAAAUAGAGGAACUGACAGAUCACUUGGAAGACAUUCUCGGGUAUGCUGAGAUUACGAAUCGCUUUGUUGGCAAAGGAGGUUUACUUGUCAUCGAAACUUUCUUGGCUCAGCGUCAUCACUUGUUUUUGCAAUGUCGCUUUGCUGAGCUGGUGCUCAGCCUCACGGAGAAUAACCCGUCCACGCAAUCAUUAUUUACAAGGGAAGGCCUGCUCGUGAAGAUGUUGAAGCUACUAGAAGAUGACUCAUACAGCGAGAACGAUGGACCACGUAUACUGUCGAAUAUAGUUCGCAAAGCGAGGAAUGGGAAGCUAGCAGGAAAGUCAGCCCGAGUGAUGACAAGUAUCGCCUACACCCUAGAAGAUUCUCGUAUGUUUCAAUCAAUGUUUUUAACUUCCAACUGGGAAUGGGCACUGAACUUGCUUAAAACCUCUCAUGCGAAGCGAUUAACUGUGGAUAUAAUGUCGAAUUUUCUAUAUGUCCUUCGAAGUUUUCCAUCUGAUUGUGGUGCUGAACUGGAGUACAUAGGCGAUUACGUUCUCGCAUCCGUGGACCCGAAGGACAUUCCUUCAGAAAUAUUGGAUGAUGUAGUUACAUGUCUUAAGGGAAGACAGGUCCGCAUCUCAACUGCCGAAGAUUUAGUGAAGAAACUGAGUCCAACGUAG